UAUAAUCUAAUUUCCCACCACAAUCAAAACAUCAAUCUCCACCAGAAAUCUAAUUCAAACUGAAAAACCCGAAUUCGGAAUCUUGAAAGUGAGCAUAAGAAAAUGUCAGGAAGAGGGAAGGGAGGAAAGGGGUUAGGAAAGGGAGGAGCAAAGAGGCACAGGAAGGUUUUGAGGGAUAACAUCCAAGGUAUCACUAAACCCGCCAUUCGUCGUUUGGCGAGGCGAGGAGGAGUCAAGAGGAUCAGCGGCCUUAUUUACGAGGAAACUCGCGGUGUAUUGAAGAUAUUUUUGGAGAAUGUGAUUAGAGAUGCUGUUACUUACACUGAGCACGCUCGUCGUAAGACUGUUACUGCUAUGGAUGUUGUCUAUGCUCUUAAGAGGCAGGGCCGUACUCUCUACGGGUUUGGUGGUUAGACUUUAUUAUGUUUUAGGGUUUUAGAUUUCUACUUUGAGUUUCGAUGUAAUCUUUGAUUUGAUGGUUAAUGUGAAAUAUAUGGAUUAAAUAUUUGCUAAUUUGUAAUUUUAAUUGUGUUUUGAUUCUUUAUCUUAGUUAUUGCUGUUUGAAUUUGAUAUUGUUCCGGAAUUGAAAAAUAUUGAUGUUAUUAGAUCUAA
This is a messenger RNA of Chenopodium quinoa (quinoa), 612 nucleotides long. RefSeq names its product histone H4. The transcript has a single exon. Gene Ontology annotation, biological process: nucleosome assembly. The record is from RefSeq and is a predicted model, not a curated record. Lineage: Eukaryota; Viridiplantae; Streptophyta; Magnoliopsida; Caryophyllales; Amaranthaceae. Bases 103 to 414 code for a protein of 103 amino acids. Gene Ontology annotation, cellular component: nucleosome. Gene Ontology annotation, molecular function: structural constituent of chromatin; protein heterodimerization activity; DNA binding.